Messenger RNA from Eublepharis macularius, 399 nucleotides. It is a transcript of the gene FSHB, whose product is annotated as follicle stimulating hormone subunit beta. The record is from RefSeq and is a predicted model, not a curated record. Gene Ontology annotation, cellular component: cytoplasm; extracellular region. Gene Ontology annotation, biological process: G protein-coupled receptor signaling pathway. NCBI's taxonomy places the organism in Eukaryota, Metazoa, Chordata, Lepidosauria, Squamata, Eublepharidae. The transcript is spliced from 2 exons. The coding region runs from base 1 to 399 and encodes 132 amino acids. Gene Ontology annotation, molecular function: hormone activity.
AUGAAGACAGUUAAUUUCUGUGUCCUGUUUCUUUGUUGGAAAACAGUAUGUUCCAAUCACUGUGUGCUGUCUAAUGUCACAAUAGCAGUAGAGAAGGAGGAAUGUGGAUUUUGUAUCAGCGUGAAUGCAUCUUGGUGCUCAGGUUACUGCUACACAAAGGAUCCCCUUUAUAAGUUCUCACGAAAGAAGCCUGUUCAGAAUGUCUGCACAUUCAAGGAGAUUGUGUACGAGACUGUAAAGAUUCCAGGAUGUGCUGGUCAUGCAGAAUCCUUUUAUUCCUAUCCAGUAGCAACAGGAUGUCACUGUGAGAUCUGUGAUGGAGACCUCACUGACUGCAGCACCACAAAUGGCUUAAAUCCAAGUUAUUGUUCCUUUGGUCAAAACCAGCUCAGAGAAUGA